AUGUCCGACGCACCUGUGGUGAUAAUAACCGGCGCUACGUCGGGCAUUGGCCGCGCAACGGCCGUGGAAAUGGCCAAAAGAAAGUGGAGGUUGGUGUUGACUGGGAGGAAAGCCGAGGCCAUGAAUGAAGUUGUGGAGGAGGCGAAGAAAGCCGGAGCUGCAGAUGUAAGAGAUGUGGACAAUGAUUUACAUUACAUUUAGGUCUCUUAUAUUCUUGGAAGUCUGAACAAUCUGGCAACACCAAAAAAGAUUGUUGACCAUGCAAUUUCGACCUUUGGGCAGAUAAAUUCGUUGGUGAAUAAUGCUGGAAUCCUUGUUGCCGGAGGCUUGGAUCAAGUGAGAGAUGAUUUGGUGGACUAUGAGCAACAGAUGGAUACUAAUGUCAAAGCGUAGGCGUAUCUUAGUCAACGUACAAUUAUAAUAAUAAAUAUGUUUAGAGUAAUUCGACUGACCAGAGCAGCACUGCCGCAUUUGAUCAAAACGAAAGGAACCGUCGUCAAUGUCAGCAGUAUUUGUGGAACUCAUGCAGUAAGUGGACGUAUAUAUUAUUUAAAAAAAGUAUGUAAAUGACAUAAUGUCUUCAUUUUUUAGUUUUCCGGAAUCCUCUACUACUGCAUGUCGAAAGCGGCUUUGGAUCAGUUCACGAAAUGCGUUGCAUUAGAGCUGGCUCCAAAAGGAGUACGAGUAAAUUCAGUAAAGUAAGAUCUCUUCGAUUUCCAAAAAAAAUUAUCAUUUCCAGUCCCGGCGUUAUCUUAACCGAAUUUCAACGGCGUGGAGGCUUCACGGACGAUCAGUACCAAGAGGUAAGCUGUUGUAAUUGUAAUCAUUGUUGUUCCAGUUCUUGAAAAAAGGAGAACAACAGCACCCGUUGGGCCGUGUCGGACGUCCCGAAGAAACGGCGAAAGCCAUCGCUUUCCUGGCCACGGACGAGUCCUCCUUCACAACUGGGGAUCUGUUGAAGGUCGAUGGAGGACGAGCGCUCAUGGGUCCGUCUUAG
Molecule: messenger RNA, 997 nt
Organism: Bursaphelenchus xylophilus (pine wood nematode)
Lineage: Eukaryota; Metazoa; Nematoda; Chromadorea; Rhabditida; Aphelenchoididae
Source: the annotation of a GenBank genome assembly